UGUAAAGAUGGUUCUUCAAAGGAUAUUUCGUGCUGUCAUCAUGGGACCUCCAGGGUCGGGGAAAGGAACAGUGUCUGCACGCAUAACCAAAAGUUUUGGACUGACUCACCUUUCUAGUGGGGACAUUUUGAGAGCCAACAUCAACGCUAAAACCGAGCUCGGCCUGUUGAUGAAGUCCUGUAUUGAUCAGGGUCAGCUGGUACCCGAUGACGUCAUGUCCCGUCUCAUCCUGAGCGACCUGAGAGCAUUGGGCCAGAGCAGCUGGCUGCUCGAUGGUUUCCCUCGCACAGUUUCCCAGGCAGAGGCUCUGGAUGACACCUACAGCGUGGAUACAGUUAUCAACCUCAAUGUACCUUUCCAGACCAUCAAACAGAGGCUGACCUCUCGCUGGACUCACCUUCCAAGUGGCAGAGUCUACAACAUAGAUUUCAACCCACCUAAAGUUCCUGGUUUGGAUGAUGUGACAGGAGAACCACUGACCCAGAGGGAUGAUGACACACCAGAGACAGUGACACGGAGACUGAAGUCCUAUGAAACCCAGACAGAGCCUGUUUUAGAGUACUACAGGAGUAAAGGUGUGCUAGAGACCUUCUCUGGGACAGAAACCAACAAGAUCUGGCCACACGUCGAGGCUUUCCUCCACAGACGACUCACCUCUGUCAAUCAAAAAGUUGCAUAGAAAGCCUGAGGAGAAAGGUGCAAUAAGUCUUUAAGUUUACCAGCAGAACCCACUCUGUACGCAUCGUCCAAUCAAGGUGUCACUUUCUGUGAAACAAGAGGAUAGCUGUUUGCGUGAUAAACUACUCCGAUGGUUCAACCUGUCGUCAGGUAUCAAUAGUAAAACUACAGAUGCUGUUGGAGAAACCCCACAUUAGAAGUGCUUGUUGUAUUACUGUUGCACUGUUUCCACAAUGUUGCUGAAAUCACUUUGGCAAACUCUCAGGACGUGUGCAUAAAUUCCUUCAAACAUCAGUCGUUAGAAAUCACACAGAUUGUAUCUUUUCUAUGAUGUGCCUUUAAAGAGCCACAAGGCAUCACUGAAUCAAAUAUUAAUAUCCCUCACGGUGAGAUGUUGCAGUACGACAGGAACAGUUGUUUUGGCUGGUCCUGUCUGGUGAAUGCAGUCAACCUUAAGGAGGAGUGGAGUAGUGUACACAUUUUUAACCUUUAGGUUUUCUAGUUGCAAUCAUGAAUUAUUUUCUUAGUUGAUGGCAAUUGACAAUAUUGUGGGCAUGACUAAGGUAUUUGUAACUGCCUUAUCGGGACUGUUUGUUAUGCAGUGGGUAGUUGCUCUAAAGGGAAAUGUGCCAUGUUGUUUAGCAAAUUUCACUUUUGCACUCAAGUGCCUCUCGCUGCUUUUGGAAAAGUACCAGAUAGCUCAGUGAAUGUGGUUUGUAAAUACUUUCAUGAACAUGGACCACUGAUUGAAUAAUGUUUGAACUGACUUAUUAGGCUAUAUUGAAUAUUUUUUAACUUCAAAUUAAACCAUCAUUGUUUAACAGUUUCUUUCAAACACCUCAAGUCUUAAUAGUGUUGCCUCUUGAAUGCGCCACUUUCCAUUUUAACCAGGCGUUCUGACCAAGUCUAUAAACAUGUAUUGAUGUUUGCCAUUUACUGUGACUUGACAAGUGAAAACUUAACUGUAAAAUAUAAUAACAUUCAAAGCACAGGAAGCCUGUCGUCUUGUUAGAAUGUAUAAUAGUGUUCAAGGUUGAUCUGCAGUUCUGUAUUUGCACUUUGGUCUUAAGAAUGUUUCACCAUGUUAAAAGCCACAGAAAUGCGAGUCUGCCUCGCAGUGUAGUACAGAUUUAUGCAGUGAAUGCUUCCUGAAUUGUACAGUGUGUAUUUCUAGACACUUGAAUACAAUGUGUAAAAGCACAUCUCCUCUUCAAAAACAACUUACAACUAUGUCGUGAGUAUUUAUUAUGGAUCACAAUAAACUUCUGAGACUAGU
Seriola aureovittata is the source of this 1954-nucleotide messenger RNA. RefSeq names its product adenylate kinase 3 (gene ak3). The transcript has 5 exons. The coding region runs from base 8 to 679 and encodes 223 amino acids. The record is from RefSeq and is a predicted model, not a curated record. Gene Ontology annotation, molecular function: ATP binding; AMP kinase activity. Gene Ontology annotation, biological process: nucleobase-containing compound metabolic process. Lineage: Eukaryota; Metazoa; Chordata; Actinopteri; Carangiformes; Carangidae. Gene Ontology annotation, cellular component: cytoplasm; mitochondrion.